Messenger RNA from Capra hircus (goat), 4669 nucleotides. It is a transcript of the gene TULP3, whose product is annotated as tubby like protein 3. Gene Ontology annotation, cellular component: cilium. The coding region runs from base 1491 to 2897 and encodes 468 amino acids. The transcript has 12 exons. Gene Ontology annotation, biological process: protein localization to cilium. The record is from RefSeq and is a predicted model, not a curated record. NCBI's taxonomy places the organism in Eukaryota, Metazoa, Chordata, Mammalia, Artiodactyla, Bovidae.
CGGAGACCCAAGAGGGCCGUAGAGGUCUGGGCUGGACGCCGAGGGGAGGCGGGCGCGGCUGGGCCGGGGGGCGCGGGGCCCCCACGCCGAGGGCCAGCUCGUGUCCAGUCGCGCCGGGACCCGCGGGGUCGGUCCGGCCUCGUCAGAACGCGUCAGUCAGGGGGUGCUCGGCCUGGGCCGGGGGUGCCGGGUGGCUCCGGGGGCCAGCAGUUGUGGGGGCGGCGGCAUCCCGGUCCAGGGCGGGCUCUCCGGGCAGUCAGCGCAGGCCGGGCCAGGCGUUUCGGCCGGGGCCCGCCGGCGGACUAGUGGACAGGCGGGGUGGAAUCACGGCUUCGCCUGGGCCCGCGCCCGCCUGCUGCCCGGUACCACCCGGCGUGCGUCCGGAGCCGGGCCGACCCUGCCCUGGGUCAGCAGCUGAAACCGCCCAAAAGCUGGUCUCCCGAGAGGCGUUGGCGCCGACAACACCCGUUUUUCUGUUUCAUCGGGUUUUAUUUACGUGAGAGCAGCGCUCUGUGAAGUUGGUUCACUGCUUUUUGCUUUCUUAAGUCGAGAGAAGAACCGACAUUUACAAGUAUAAAUAUGGACGCCCAAGGAGGAGAUCCAGUUAAAAUUCAGCAUCAUCCGUUGAAUUCGGGUGGUGCUCGCUCUGCCGUGGCUAUCCGGUCAAUCUUAAGUGAAUGGAUUUAAGGCAGUAAAUUUCCCGGCUACCAGAUGUUUGGUGUGACUCAUGAUUUGGGGGAAAAAGAAAUGGAAUUGACUUUGAGAGACCAAGAGGCAAAACGGUUUUUAAUUCUUUGGACCUGAAGUUUCAAGGGAUAAUUGUCAAGUUAGUCCCUCUCUGUCUUCCCAGAGAAACCAGCUCUUUAAUCUGAAAAUUGACUUCGAAGAGGAAUGUGUGAGUCACCAAAUGUUUCUCCUGCCCUAUGUUCUGUCAUUGGUUAUCUGACUUGUUGCCGAGAGGGGAGUGGAAUGAAAGCCUCUUGCUUUUUUUGGCUUCACGUUGUAUGUUUUGGAUGUUUUUGAUGAGAUACAUGGAUAGAGUUUUUGGUAUGAGUACUUUUCAGUGUGAAGGAUCUGACUUUUUAAAGUCUCAUCUGACUCUUUUUUUUUCUUUUUCUUCUUUUGAGUGAUGAGACCGUUUCCCCAGAGUUAUUUUCAACAAAGUAGAAAAAUUAUGAGCAAAUACGCUGAACAUUUUUCCUGUAUCUGAACUGUUUAGUGGAAACUGGAGAUGGAAUUUGAAGCAGCACUCUCAGCUCCUUGGCUGAGCUAGGCGCUUGUGCUAUAGAUUCCCCUGGAGAUGACAGCAGUGCUUGGCCAGCGCUGGAACCUGAGCCUCCCUGGCUUUGUGCUCCUGAUCCAGGACUGAAGAUAUGGUGGGAGAGGCUGCUCCGCGUGAUGUGACCUGGUGACCCAGAGCUGACUACGGAAGUCCUAGUCUCUGGUGUUUCAUCGGAUGAGCUAAUUGUUGUGCCUUUGAAGAUGAGACCAUGAAGCUCAGGCAGCUGAAACUGGAUAACCAGAGAGCGCUGCUGGAGAAGAAGCAGAGGAAGAAGCGCCUGGAGCCGCUCAUGGUGCAGCCGAACCUGGAGGCCCGGCCGCGGCGGGCAAGGCCGAGGGGCUGCGAGGAGCACGCUCUGCUGGUGGAACCCCAGGCCCCGCACGGCGGCGUCGUCCUGCAGGGUGUGUGCUCAGGAAGCGUCCCCUACUGCUGCCGCAGGGCUCUCACAGACCUGGGGGAAGGCAGAGCCUUUUCAGGCAUUGAUGGUCCUGCUGCCUUCCUAAAGCCGGAUGCUCAGGAUGUGGACACCAGACUUCACGUUCUCACGGUAGGCUCCUCUGCCACUGAGGACACUGAAGGGAGCGCAGAUGGGGAGAGUGCACAGGACCCCGCCUCCAAGCCGGACCUGCAGGAGGUUCUCCGAAAGCACGGGAUCUCAGGGAGUUUGAACUUUGAUGAGGAGGAGACUGAUGGGGAAGAAGGAGAAGGGAACCAACUAAGGUCUCAGUCACCGUGUUCAGAGGCAGAGAGGCCCGGUUCUGCAUCCAGCCAGAAGCCAGCCCCGGGCACAGGGGCCUCCAGGACUGCAUCCCCGCACUCUGACAUUCAGCUGGGAGAAAUGGAGGACUUGGAAGGCUUUGCAUACAGUCCUGCCCCACGAGGUGUCACAGUGAAGUGCCGGAUAACCCGGGACAAGAAAGGAAUGGACCGGGGGCUCUUCCCCACCUACUACAUGCACUUGGAAAAGGAUGAGGAUCGCAAGAUAUUUCUUCUUGCAGGUAGGAAGCGGAAAAAGAGCAAGACAUCCAACUACCUCAUCUCCACGGACCCCACAGACCUGUCCCGAGAAGGGGAGAGCUAUAUUGGCAAGCUCAGGUCCAACCUCAUGGGGACUAAGUUCACCGUGUAUGACCACGGUGUGAGCCCGGCCAAGGCCCAGGGCCUGUUGGAGAAGGCCUACAUGCGUCAGGAGCUGGCCGCCGUGUGCUACGAGACAAAUGUUCUUGGAUUUAAAGGCCCGAGGAAAAUGUCUGUGAUCAUCCCUGGGAUGAAUAUGAAUCAUGAACGGAUUCCUUUUCAGCCACGAAAUGACCACGAGAGCUUGCUUUCAAAGUGGCAGAACAAAGCCAUGGAGAACUUGAUUGAGCUGCACAACAAGUCCCCGGUCUGGAACGAUGACACCCAGUCCUAUGUCCUGAACUUCCACGGCCGGGUCACCCAGGCGUCUGUGAAGAACUUCCAGAUCGUCCACGACAACGACCCUGACUACAUAAUCAUGCAGUUUGGACGCGUGGCCGACGACGUGUUCACGUUGGACUACAACUACCCGCUCUGCGCGCUCCAGGCCUUUGCCAUCGGACUCUCCAGCUUUGACAGCAAGCUGGCCUGCGAGUGAGGCCGAGCAGCCGGAGCAGGGCGCUCUCGCCCCAGGACACCCAGAGCAAGAGGCUGCCCCUGUGGAGUGGUCCCUGGAAGUGUGUGUAUAGAUGUGUGUGGAUUCACAUACGUGUGCGUGCACAUAUAUGUUUGUACACCCCCACUCCCUGGUCACACAGCCCUGGUCAGGGAUCAUGGCUCAACUCGGGUAAGAGGUUUUGCAGAGCACAGAAGUGAUCUGACGUUAUCGUCCAGCCGUCAGAGUCUCAUUUUUGGAAAUUCGCAGCCAGAAUCAGCUUGACUUCCCUUUCCUGCAGACCUUCUCAGAGAGGGAUAGUUCCCUCAGUGACCUUCAGUCUCCAGGUCUGCAGACUUUUUCUGAAAAUGGCCGGUUCAUCCAUGGAGAUGUGACCGUCCCCAGUUUCCAGGGUCUCUGUACUGCCCUGGGCCUGGCGGUCUUCCAAAAUGGGCCUGUGGUCACGAGAGCACUUGGGGGACGACUGCCUCCAGGAGUGCAGGUCGCAGCUGAGGCCUUGUCUGCUGGCCUUGUCUGCUGCGACAUAGCCUUUCCUGUGUCCUGCCCACAGAGGUUUGCAGAGUAUCAUUUACCAUCAGUGGUCAUUCCAAGUCCACCCAACACCUGCCUCACCCACGGGGGAGGGGCCCCGGGAGAAGUGCUCGCUCCCUGCUGUCUUUUGUCAGGGGGCAGGGGUGGGGUGGGGGAGUGCGGCGCCCAUUCCCCAGAGCCAGCCGCUCCACUUGGGGGCUCAGGAGUCACCUGAUCGUGAUCCCCUCUUCCCUCAAGGCUGGCCAACUGGCUCCUGUCUCAGUCAAGGUGGCUGUGGUCCAAUUUGUGAUUAGUGAUGUGAGAAAUUUACAAAUUGUCUUAAUCGUGGUUUAGGCUGGAAGUGUGGACUUCAGAGGGGACCUGACCUGGUCAGGUCAUGGCUGAGAAGCUUUGACGUGGCCUUCACCUUCUCAGCCCCGAGCACCUCCCUCAAUGGGUUACCGUGGAGCCGUUAGUGCAGACACACCUGCCGCCCCAUGGGAGGGAGAGAACCGUGUGGGUGUGUAAACCUGCCAUUGUCACCGUCCAGGGCGAGGCCGCUCAGGCCUCUCUUCUCAACGCAAGUGUCGUUAGCCCCAAGGCCUGGCUCCCCCAGCCAGGUCACGUCCUGUCGCUUCUGCUCGCAGACUGUAAGCGUUCUGCUAUUUUGUUCAGAUUAUUAGCCUCUCCCAACAAAUUGCAUGGCUCUGCUGCCGGUUUACGGCCUGCUCGGGCACCCACAUCCUGACUCAGGAGCGCCAUGAGCUCCACGUUGCCGUCGGUCACCCCCAGGCCUGUCUGCUAGCCUGGUGUUGGGCGGCAGCCUCUGUUGCUCCUUCUGUUUCCUUAUGUGGACGUCCUUUCUGUCCCUGCUUCCUGUCCCUGCUCCACAUCGAACAGCAGUGGAAGGAAAGAGACUGGGGGUGAGCCGACCCAUGGCUCACCCCACCCGCAUGUCCACUGCUCUGUCCUGACCUGGCGGUCAUCUCAGGCUGCGUCCCUCAAGUGCCUCGGUCCUCAGGUGCCCUUCCCCCGCUGGCCUCUCCUGAGGCUGCUCGCUUGCCUCCAGCAGGGGAUAUGAAGUGUCUGGGGAGGGACCUGGUGGGUGGCUGAUCUGACCUGCCUCUUGCCCCAGCUCUGGCGCAGAUACACCCCGGCCUCCUGUCCUUCCUGCUCAAGUGUGCAGGUGAUCAGUUUUACAUAUUUAUACUUUUUGUAUGCUUCAGAAAUAAAAAUAAUUUCUA